Molecule: messenger RNA, 1331 nt
Organism: Symbiodinium sp. CCMP2456
Lineage: Eukaryota; Dinophyceae; Suessiales; Symbiodiniaceae
Source: the annotation of a GenBank genome assembly
AUGGAGAGCUCGGCUUCUACAGGGGAAGGAGCAGCAGAGGCACCGGAUGUGCCUAUGGAGAGCUCUGCACCUACGGGGGAAGAUCUAGCAGAGGUCUUGGAGGUGCCCGUGGAGAGCUCGGCACCCACGAGGGAAGAUUCACCAGAGCUCUCGGAGAUUCCUAUGGAGAAUGCUGCUCAGACCUCGGAAGCAGCCGAUGCCCUGGAAGUUUCGCCAGGAGCUUUGGUUGUAGACCUCCAGUGGGAGGUUACGCUGGGUCCGCUGUGGCGCCUGUCGGCGCGCCUACUGCAAGAUCCGGCUACCCGAGAAGCAGGGCUUGUUUUGCGCCAGCGUUUCGCUUAUUUUGCGAAUUGCCCAGGGGCUGUGGAGACCUUGCUUCAACUCACUCCAGUAUUGGGAGAAGAAGAGGAUGGAGAGUUGGUUGCAGGGCCGCUGGCCGAAGUUUCUCCAGGAGAGAAUCGCCUCGGGGAGAUUGUGGAGUAUAUCCCCAUGAUUCGUGCCACUGUGGAUGUUGGUACUCUCACGAACGACUUGAUCGUUCAGCAUGGAGAAGCUCAGGAGCGAGCAUUGACGGGAUUGUUUUUGCACGCGACUGGAAUUACAGGUGCCGAUGUGCGAGCCUGUGUUCAGAAUGGGAACCUCAGUUUGUUUCGCCGGCCCUAUUGGAGAGGCCGGGAGCUUCUCUUUCAACAGAUUGGGGCAUGGUUGUUUCGUUGCCUGAGCUCUUUCGAGACGCUGAGAAAGAGGGAUCUCCAGUGGGAGGGCAUCCUCCACUCCACCGAGAUGCCCACGACGUUGGUGGCGCCAGACUGUGCAGCUGGCGAAAACCACUUUAUCUUGGCAGAACUACUUCGAGUCUCAGGCCCGACUCCGCCGGGCCUCCGAGCUGCGGCGGGUCCCUGUUAUUGUGCCAGACGACACGGAUUUGGUAAUCCCGACUGCCGGGACGCCCUCGGCUUGGGUCCCGGGAUCUCAAGGGGUUCACAAAAGCCCUCCCCCAAAGCUCGCCCAUCGAUAGCUCUUCUCCAAGAGGCACAAGCCAAAGCUUCGGCCCUGAUUCUCCUCAAUCGUCAAGUACGAGAAGCCGAGCAAGCAGAAAGGGCGGCGCAGGAGCAAGAGGCUUUUCAGUGGGCGAACAGGGCGCCGCCACCGAUGCCAGAGCCACCUACGCCAAGUUCGAUUGGUUCUCCGGCGUCGGUGCCCCCGGCCCCGAGCACACCCAUCGAGGCCUUCCGCCGCCGAAUUGGAGUCCAGGGAGCAUUCCGCCUCCACCGCCGUUUGGGCCACCGGGAGAAGGCGAUCUUCGUCCUCCUCCACCGCCUCCGGAAGAG